AUGAAUGAGUGGUCCACUUCGCUCGGGUAUUGCGCCGCCGAUCGGUUCCCAGACAGCGAUGAAGAGAUUGAUCCGCUCGAAGCGCCGUCAGAGCAGCCGGCACCGCGGGCGGAUGACGAAGAACCAGUCAAUUUCGUUGAGACGCCAUUUACCAUCGCCGCUCGCAAUGCGCAACUGCGCAAGGCACGUCAGUCUACCCUACCGCUCGAUACAGACGCCAAUGCCACCGAGACGACUCUCAGUCAACAUCAGACGACGCCAAUCGAGCAUAGCGGCAACCGUGCAGAUUCGCAUGAUGUCGUUCCGAAGCACCAGCUCAGGGCGAUCGACUCAUACUUUAGGAGAGAAGCACCACCAGUACCGGCCCAUGGGAUUCGACGACCUACAAGCGUACGCAAAGCUCCGAGCACACCUCCCGAGAUCAUCGUCGUGUCGUCAGAUUCCGACGACGUCGAAGUCCUCAGCACGAAAGGCAUGGAUGGUAGCAUGGACAUCAGAUACCGCUCCAGCUUGCAUAGCGCCAUAACCGAGCCAAGGGAGAACACCAGCCAACGGGCGCUGCAACAGUUCCUCGAAGAGGACAAGGACUUCUACGAGAGCCUCGACCGGGAAAUGGCACAGCGAGAAGCCAGCGCAGGUGCGCCAUCUUUGUCCGAAGCGGCUUCGUCUUCGGCAAGAAUGGAGAGCAUGGUCCCCGACGCAAGCACAUCCUACGAGACGUCAAGCUGGGCUGCGACUCAGGCGCCUUACGCAUACGAGGGGUACCUUGUGGAUCACUGUGACCCCCUUCCGGUCUCUCCUCUGGUCCCUCAAGCAGGCUACAUGGCACCGCGAAUACCGAUACCAACGCAUGCAUCAAUCAUGUACCAUCCUUACGGCAACGCGCUGCCGUAUCCGCCAAUCCAUGAUGCGCCUCCUCCCAUCUUGACAGGUCGCUUUCCCACAGACAACAUGCCUCCACCCAGACCGGCCCAAAGCAGUGGUGAGUGGCAUCAACACCAUCUACCGACCUACCAGCCCCCCUUUGGGCCCGAUCAACACCCGCUUGUUCCUCAAUACCCGCCGACUGGUUACGAGCGAUAUCGAACGCCUCAAUAUCAGCCUUAUCCCCAGCCACCUAGGCCAAGUUCUGCAUCGCAACCUUCUCCUGCGCCCAAUCACUCGCAACCCAGUACCAGUCGAGCCAAGCUCGCAGCCUAUGCGCGACCGAAGUCGCCGCGGCAGGCGCAAGCAGACAAAGCAAGAGCAGAUGUGGUGUACAAGGCUUUGCGCGGCGCAAGCAAACGCACAAGAAAGAGUACGAAUCGCCCGGCACCCUCAUCGUCAUCGAAAGGCAAGGAAAACGAGUGGUCGACAUUGGACGCCUCUCGCACAGAGCGAGACGGCAGUCUAUCUCUCACAGCCGCAUUGCGUCGUCCGCUCCCGGCGACACGACUUUCGACGGCAGUACGCGGAGGCAGCCGCCUAUCUUUGCCGCUCUAUCGCAAUCCAGGAAGCUCGCUGGAGGACAGACGACGCGCUGAAAACAUCCUGUCCAGAAACUCGAUAAGAAACCAGAAUCCGACUGCAUCCACGAGCAAAAGCGCCGCAGCAGCCUCCAAAGCUCCCAGACUCUUCCGACCGUCGCCUCUCAACGAAAACGAGCCGGACGGCCAGAGACGAUGA
Kalmanozyma brasiliensis GHG001 is the source of this 1665-nucleotide messenger RNA. RefSeq lists its product as uncharacterized. Lineage: Eukaryota; Fungi; Basidiomycota; Ustilaginomycetes; Ustilaginales. The record is from RefSeq and is a predicted model, not a curated record. Bases 1 to 1665 code for a protein of 554 amino acids. The transcript is spliced from 5 exons.